Molecule: messenger RNA, 1947 nt
Organism: Mollisia scopiformis
Lineage: Eukaryota; Fungi; Ascomycota; Leotiomycetes; Helotiales; Mollisiaceae
Exons: 4
Coding region: 1-1947 (648 amino acids)
Biological process (GO): DNA-templated transcription; regulation of DNA-templated transcription
Molecular function (GO): zinc ion binding; DNA binding; DNA-binding transcription factor activity, RNA polymerase II-specific
Source: RefSeq, a predicted model, not a curated record
AUGGAGCAAGUGCCCCGACUCAGCUGCGAGCGCUGCAAGAGGCGGAAAAUCCGGUGCGAUAAACGCAAUCCAUGCUCAGCGUGCGAAACCUCUCAUACGACUUGCGAUUUUGUCCAGCGUGCACGUCUACCUCGAGGCCGGAGCGGCAAAGUUAGAAAGAGUAUUUUAGAAGAGCGUGUCGCACGCCUCGAGAGCUUGCUGAGCCAGGUUCAAAAUUCAGGUGACAAGUGCUCAGGUCCUCCUGAUUCUACGGAACCAGUGCAGUCACGAUCUCUGCGUAACAAUCGGAUAGGCAACUUUGUAGCUCCAGAAUUUUGGGCAGCUCUUUCAGAAGAGGUUGCAGGUCUUCGAGAAACGUUUGACAACUCAGACGACGACCAAGUUCAUCCAGAUCCAAUAAAUCGUAACAAAACAGGUGUAUUUGCAAGUGGUCACACACUGUUGUUCGAAUCUGCUCCAUCUUGUAUCUACGGAUGCACUCCUGUUCCAUGGCCAACAAUAUCAGAGGAAAGACGAAACGUUCUUUUGUAUUUGUAUCGUCAAAGAGUCGACUGUCUGUACAAGAUCCUCCACUGGCCUACGGUGCUGGCAGACAUUCCGUGCCUCGGGACCGAGGCGCAAGACAGCUGCAAUCCGAGUCCCUUCAGAGCAUUGGAGUUGUCGAUAUAUUUCACAUCUCUAUGCAGUAUCACAAACGAGGAAGCAAUGAAUUUCGGUCUCGGUGACAAGUUGAGCCUAAUGGAGCAGUAUCGUGUCGCCACGGAAAGGGCUCUCUCACAGGCAGGUUUGCUCCAAGAACCGAAUGUGACUGUGCUCCAAGCAUUUGUCAUAUACUUGGUUGGUCAUCGAACAUUUUACAAUUCGACAACAUGGUGGACUCUAUUAGCAGUAGCCGUAAGAAUUGGCACUGCGCUGCGUCUUGGACAGGAAGAGCAGCAAGAAUUCGACCCGAAGGAAUUGCAACUUCGCCGUAGGUUGUGGUACUGUAUCGCACUGCUGGAUACCCAUGCGUCUUACGACAGAGGCACUCCUUCUAUGAUUCGCUGGGACGAGUUGGGUCCGGCUCCUCUUCUUUUGAACGACGACGAGAUGUCACGAACCACCGUACCACUAUCUUCAUCCCCGGUUUUCAAUGACAUGUCAUUUCUGGCUUUGAUGUUCCGGGCCAUGGUGUGUCAGAAAAAGAUAACGAGCAUACCGGACAGCGCAGAAGAUGGAUGGUCAGCCAGACUACAACUUGUGUCCUCAUUUGAGCUGUCCGUAAAACAAGAUUAUUUCAACGUUGGUGAAGAUGCACACCCUUUCGAGAGGUUUACCAAGCAAGUGGCGAAAGGGAUUAUCGCUAGCAUGCAUCUCGUUCUUCGAAGACCGCCUUACAAGCAACGGCCCGGACUCGUUCCUCUGUCGGAUAACUUCAAUGUGUUGGAGCAUUCAACGAAACUUCUACAGCAGGAGCUGGUCACCAAAUCAGCAGACUUCGCUCCGUGGGCAUGGAAAUCUUGGGUCCGCUGGAAUGCCUUGGCUAUCGUACUGGUUGAAUUGUGUAGCCAGCCUCCCGGGAAAAGUUAUGAUAUGGCUUAUGCAAUUGCUAUUCAGAGCUUCAAUCACUAUUCAAGUUUGGUUGCCGACACUAGUGCGGGAAUGCUGUGGAAACCUAUCACGAAACUCAUGCGUCGACUUCAGCGACUUAAGCAUUCAAGCACCAUAUCGUGUCAAGCUUCGAACCUGUCCAGUGUGCGCGAUGUUAAUGCGCCAGGCUGCUCCUCCACUUCAAAUUUCUCAACGUCUGCCCUUGAUUUGGGCCUUGACAGUCAGAAUGAGAAUAACGGUAUCCUUCAAGGCAACCAAGUCAAUGCGACGAGUGGCGACGCGCAAUUCAACUGGUUCACGUUCACGGAUAGUAUCAAUAUGGGCUACCCACUCGAUUGGGAACACGGUCUGUAUUGA